Messenger RNA from Microthlaspi erraticum, 777 nucleotides. The record is from the annotation of a GenBank genome assembly. NCBI's taxonomy places the organism in Eukaryota, Viridiplantae, Streptophyta, Magnoliopsida, Brassicales, Brassicaceae.
AUGGCGAUAUGGGUCGUACCCCUGAGUUACGGUCAUGUAGCCGACUCACCGAUGAGUGGUGAUGUACCCAAGGUACCCAGUAACGGUGCAACCAACGGACUCGACACUGCUUGGUAUGACGCACACGCCACAUUUUACGGUGACAUCCAUGGUGGAGAAACGGAACAGGGGGCUUGUGGAUAUGGUGUAUUCAAACAAGGCUAUGGUCUAGCUACGACUGCGUUGAGCACGGCGCUGUUCAACAACGGGUACACGUGCGGGGCUUGUUACGAGAUCAUGUGCGUGAAUGAUCCACAAUGGUGUUUGCCCGGAUCCAUCAAGGUCACGGCUACAAAUUUCUGUCCACCAGAUUACAGCAAAACCCAAGGCGUUUGGUGCAACCCACCACAAAAACACUUUGAUCUCUCCCAACCAAUGUUCCUCAAGAUCGCCCAGUACAGAGCCGGGAUUGUCCCGGUUAAAUAUAGACGUAUUCGUUGCAUGAAAGCCGGUGGUGUCAGGUUCGAAACCACGGGGAACCCUUAUUUCUUGAUAAUCUUGCCGUACAAUGUAGGAGGAGCCGGAGAUAUUAAGGCCAUGCAGAUUAGAGGAAGCAGAACCGGAUGGAUUCCGAUGAGCAAGAAUUGGGGACAGCACUGGACCACCAAUGUUGUGUUGACCGGACAAGGUUUAUCAUUCAGGAUUACAACGAGUGAUGGGAUUACUAAGGAUUUUAAUAAUGUGGCACCACAGAAUUGGGGAUUUGGCCAGAAUUUUGAUGGGAGGAUUAACUUUUAA